UAAUUUUGAGGGCAUGGUACACCUUCUUAAUUUGCUUGAUUCUCUUGGAAGUCUUCUGUCUCGGAAUGAUUCUAAUGGUAAAGAAAUAGAGAUGCUCUUUACACAUGGAGAAGUUGUUGAUUCUUCCCAUAAGCAUAAGAGUGAAGCAUAUACGUCUUGUACUUCUGCUCAGCUGUACAAGAUCAGAAAUGAAUGCAUUGAUGCUCUAAGAUCUGUUUGUCAGUCUCUUGCUCAUGUCCUUCCAGAGAGUAUGAACAGAAAUUUGGUAUGGCAGUUUUGCUUUCAAUCUGCCUCGCUCAUCUUCUGCACAGUGUCUAGCUCAUAUACUCUGCAUAGAGUAGAAAUGGAUCCACUGAACUUGUUGGUUAUUGACGAAGCUGCACAGUUAAGAGAGUGUGAGUCAGCGAUACCCAUGCAACUUAAAGGCGUACAGCAUGCUAUUCUAAUUGGUGACGAGUGUCAGCUACCAGCCAUGGUUGCUAGCAAGGUUUCUGAUGAAGCUGGAUUUGGGAGAAGUCUAUUUGAGAGGCUGAGUUCAUUGGGACAUUCAAAGCACCUUCUAAACAUUCAGUACAGAAUGCAUCCUAAAAUAAGUGCUUUCUCAAACGCCAACUUUUAUCGGAACCAGAUUUUAGAUGCUCCCAAUGUCCUCUGUAAAAGUUACGAAAGACACUAUCUUCAAGGACCAAUGUUUGGUCCAUACUCGUUUAUAAGCACUUCUGAUGGAAGAGAUGAACAAGACAAUGUUGCACAUAGCAGGAAAAAUAUGGUGGAAGUUGCAAUUAUUCUGAAGAUUGUAAGCAAGCUUUUUAGAGCAUGGGAUGGCACAAAAGAGAAGCUAACGAUUGGAAUAAUAUCCCCAUAUGCUGCUCAAGUUGCUGCAAUUCAAGAGAAACUUGGUCACAAAUAUGAGAAGCUCAAAUACUUCGCCGUGAGGGUGAAGUCUGUAGAUGGCUUCCAAGGUGGCGAAGAGGAUAUCAUAAUAAUCUCUACUGUCAGAUCUAACAAGGAAGGAUCUAUUGGAUUCCUAUCUAAUCUUCAGCGAUCUAAUGUUGCUUUGACCAGGGCACGGCGUUGUCUUUGGGUUUUGGGUGAUGGGAAAACUCUGCUUCGAAGUGGAUCUUGCUGGAGCGCGUUAGUUUCUGAUGCCAAAGAUCGGCAUUGUUUAUUCAAUGCUGGUGAAGAUAAAGACCUAGCUAAAGCAGCAGUGAAAGCCAAGAAAGAACUUGAUCAGUUGGAUGACUUGUUGAAUGGAGAUAGCAUACUCUUCAAAACUGCAAAGUGGAAGGUUUUGUUCAGUGAUAACUUUAGAAAAUCGUUCAUGAGAUUGAAAUCAUUUCAGACCCAAAAGUCUGUUAUCAGUUUGUUGCUUAAGCUUUCCAAUGGCUGGAGCCCCAAAAAGGUAGACUCUAUUGGUGGAAACUCCUUGCAGCUCGUGAAACAGUUUAAGGUUGGACGACUAUAUGUUAUUUCUGCUGUCGACAUUGUGAAGUAUUCAAGCUAUGUCCAAGUGUUAAAGAUAUGGGAUAUCUUACCUCUGGAGGAGAUGCCGAAACUUGUUAAGCGUCUUGAUGGCAUUUUUAGUAUGUAUACAGACGAUUUCAUCAACCGCUGUAAAGAGAAAAAUGCUGAUGGGGAUAUGGAAGUGCCAGUGAUCUGGGAACCAUGUAAUGAAGUUGUUCGAUAUAACACAAGAACUGAGUCGUCUAGUGAGUCGAGUGUUGCAGAAUUUGACGGAAGAAGCUAUCUAGAAAACUCAAAAGUGAAUGAGAGCCUAUUACUGAUAAAAUUCUACUCUUUAUCAUCUGGUGUUGUGAGCCAUUUGUUAUCAGGAAGUGAUGGCAGAGAACUUGAUCUUCCUUUUGAAAUGACUGAUCAAGAGUUGGAAAUAACUCUUUUUCCCAGAAGUAGUUUUAUUCUUGGAAGAUCUGGAACUGGGAAAACAACUAUCUUAACCAUGAAAUUAUUUCAAAAGGAGCAGCAACAUUAUUUCUCUUCGGAAGGACUAUCCGAGGGUGCAAAUUCUAUCCCUGCUUCCCCAAAGUAUUGGAUGGGAAAGGGUCUCGGAGAGACAAAGGGACCCGUCCUACGGCAAAUGUUUGUGACUGUCAGCCCUCAACUGUGUUCUGCUAUCAAGAAUCAAAUUUCUAAUUUGAAAAGUUUUAUCUGCGGCGGGAAAUCUUCAGUUGAAGAUAAGUCAACUGAUAUGCAUGACAUUGAUGAUAUGACUGAGUUCAGUAGCAUCCCUAAUUCUUUCAUGAAUCUACCGCUUGAUUGCUACCCACUUGUGAUCACGUUCCAGAAAUUCUUACUGAUGCUUGAUGGAAGUCUGGAGAAUUCGUAUUAUGACAAGUUUAAUGACGUAAGGGAGUUUUGUGCGGGAAAUACUGGAACAACUAGGACGUUUGCCUUAAAUGCUUUUAUUAGAUCAAAGGAGGUUAAUUACGACAGGUUCAAUACAGUUUACUGGCCCCAUUUCAAUUGUCAAUUGACCAAGAAACUGGAUUGUUCAACUGUUUUUGUUGAGAUAAUGUCUCACAUCAAAGGUGGGCUGGUUGCUGGUACAGUUCCUAAUGGAAAACUCGGCCGGGGAAAUUAUUUGUUACUAUCUGAGGGACGGGUUUCUACCUUAAGCAAGGAUUUAAGAGAGAUGAUUUAUGAUAUUUUUCUUGAUUAUGAGAAGAUGAAGCUGCUGAAUGGUGAGUUUGAUUUGGCUGAUUUAGUCAUGGACCUUCAUCGACGGCUGAGAAAAGGGAGCUAUCAGGUUGAUCAAAUGGAUUUUGUGUAUGUUGAUGAGGUCCAAGAUUUAACCAUGAGACAGGCUGCUCUGUUUAAAUAUAUUUGCCAAAAUUUCGAGGAAGGAUUUGUUUUCUCGGGUGAUACAGCUCAAACUAUUGCUAGGGGUAUUGAAUUCCGAUUCCAAGACAUAAGAUCUUUGUUUUACAAUGAAUUCAUCUCAGAACCAAGAAGUGAUAUCAAAGGGAAAGCAAAGGAGAAGGUACAUUGUUCAGUUUCUGAUUAUUUUCAAUUGAGUCAGAAUUUCCGGACUCAUGCAGGUAUUCUCAAGCUGUCCCAGAGCGUAAUUGAGCUUCUUUACCACUUCUUUCCCCUCUCUAUUGAUUCUUUAACCCCCGAGAAAAGCCUUAUUUAUGGUGAAGCACCAGUUUUACUUGAAUCCGUGAAUGCCGAAAAUGCAAUUGUAACUAUUUUUGGAAAUAGUGGGAGUUCUGGUAGGAGUUUGAUUGGGUUUGGAGCAGAGCAAGUUAUUUUAGUACGCGAUGAUUCUGUGAAGAAAGAAGUCUCUGACCAAAUUGGAAAGCAAGCCCUUGUGUUGACAUUAGUUGAGUGCAAAGGCCUCGAGUUUCAGGAUGUUCUGUUGUACAACUUUUUUGGAACAUCUCCUUUAAAGAAUCAGUGGCGUGUCAUUUAUGGAUACAUGGAGGAACUAGCUUUGUUUCAAUGUACUGAACACAAAUCAUUUCCAAGUUUCUGCUCUGCUAAGCACAAGAUUCUUUGCUCUGAAUUAAAGCAACUGUAUGUGGCUCUUACUCGUGCUAAACAGAGAUUGUGGGUGUAUGAAAAUAUAGACAUAUUCUCGAAGCCUAUAUUUGAUUACUGGAAGAAGUUAGGAGUCGUACAGGUUAGACAGCUGGAUGAAUCUCUUGCACAGACAAUGCGAGUUGGAAGCAGCACAGAAGAGUGGUGUUCUCGCGGUAUCAAGCUUUUUAAUGAGGGUAAUUUUGAUAUGGUGACAAUGUGUUUCGAAAGAGCUGGAGAUUCAUACAAAGAAAAAUGGGCAAAAGCUGCUGGACUUAGAUCUGCUGCUAACCAAAUGAGUGGUUCAAACUCUGAACUGGCUCGCUUGUUUCUGACAGAGGCUGCUGAAAUUUUUGAAGCAAUUGGAAAGUUUGAGAUUGCUGCAAAAUGCUUUAUUCAGUUAAAGGAAUUCGAAAGGGCAGGUAUAAUUUAUCUCAACAAAUGUGAGGAAUCAAGGCUAGAGGAUGCAGCUGAUUGUUUUUCUCUUGCUGGAUGCUGGUCUAUUGCGGCCGAAGUGUAUUCUAGGGCCAAUUGCUUGAUGAAGUGCCUUACUGUUUGCGCCAAAGGGAAUCUUAUGGAAAUGGGGCUUCAGUUCAUAGAGAAAUGGAAAGCAGAUGGAAUAUUUGAUGCUGAUGCAACCCAAAGUCCGGAAGAAUUGCAACAAGAAUUUUUGGAGAGAUGUGCAUUUCACUACCAUCAAGUGAAAGAUACACACAGUAUGAUGAAGUUUGUUCGAGCCUUCAACUCAUUGGACUUAAUGCGAACUUGUUUGGAAACUCAUAGUUAUCUCGAUGAGCGCGUGGUUUUGGAGGUCGAGUUUGGAAACAGUAUGGAGGCUGCCAAUUCUGCUAAACUGAGAGGAGAUCUUCUUCUUGGGGCAGAAAUACUGGAAAAGGGUGGGCACUUUGUAGAAGCAUCAAAGAUCAUUCUUCUGUAUGUUCUUGUCAACUCUCUUUGGAUAAAAGGAAGCAAAGGUUGGCCCUUGAAGAAAUUCUCAAACAAAGAGGAGCUUCUGACAAAAUCAAAAUUGAUGGCAAAGACAGGAAAUGAUCACUUUUAUGAGUUAAUCUGCGUGGAGGCUAGCUCAUUGUCAGAGAAAGAUAGCAGCUUAGCAGAGAUGGGAGAUUUUUUGGCUACUUCCCAGAGACUCGGUCAUUUUGGAGCAGAAAUUAUAUACCUUCGGAAGAUUCUCGAUUCCCAUCUUAAGGCAAGGCUUGCUAACUAUGAACAUGAUGAAAUGGUUGUGUUGAGUUCUAUGGAACAUGCAGCAUUUAUGACUUCGCGUAAGAGAGUCUCAAUUCAGACUUUAAUUCACUUCUGGAAUAUAUGGAGGGAGAAGAUUCUAAGCAUAUUGGCAUACCUUGGUUCGAUUGGAACAGUACAUGAAAAAGACUACAAGGGCUGUGAGGAGUUUUGUCUGAGUUACUUGGGUGUCUGCAAAACAGUACAAAAUAGCAGUUCCAUCUACAUAUUGCUAAAAUCAGAUGCCUUUUGGAUGAACGACAUCUGUCAUAGAUCUGUUAGCCGAAAUGGUGAAUUGCUUACAAUGGAUGUUCACCAGUUUGUAGCUGCUGCUCAAAGUUUCUGGGGUUCUGAAGUCACUUGUCUUGGUAUGAAUGUGGUUGAAAAGCUCAACAGCCUCUAUGAGUUUUAUGUUGGAAAGUCUUCCUCAAUGUUUAAUCAGGUAACGACUUCUCUUCACAUGUUUGAAGUCACAAAGGGGCUCAUGGAACCGAAGGUCUUAAACUGGGAUGCCCCUAAGACACUGCUAGAGUACUCGGCGUCUUCUAAGCAGCGGUUUUUCGAAAUUAUAUGUCCUGCAGACUCAAAAAUGAUCUUUUCAGAAGAUGUGACUAAACUAAGAAAAACGGAGCUUUGUACGGAAAUUACCAGAAACAUAAUUAUGGAAAUAAUCACCUCAGAAAGAAGGUUGUCACUUGGGCGAAUUUGGAAAGUGGUGAUGCUCAUAUUUGUGUCUGGGAGUCUACCUGCUGAACUGUAUCGGGCGAUUGUAAAUCGUUCCGACUUGAGCCCACAUUGGAGAUCCUUCUUUGAGCAGUUUAAAGAUUACAUUGAUUCAAGUGUUGUGAGGUCUUCAUUUCUCUUGCAAAUUAAAAACUCCUUGGGGAAGACCUUUUUUCCCAAUUUGAGAAAGAUAACAAGUUAUAUGUCACCUUUCCACUUUUCGUAUCUUCUGGAGCGCUUCCUUUAUUUGGCAAGUUCUUGGAAAUCUGUAUUUUUCACGACAAAGUCUUCUCUCCUGGAAACACUUGCAUGUGAGGGAUGGAAAGUGAACUCAAAAUCCGAGUUAGAAACAGAUAGUAGAUUAAAGGAAGAACUACGAUCUUUGGAAGGUUUUCUGUUGGGCUUUGGUCAUGAUAUGCUUACGAGGUUUUCUUUGGAAUGGCUUGAGAAAACUGAUGGUGCUGCCAAGAAAAACUAUCCUUCUCUUGUUUUAAGGUUAUUUACCCAUGUUUGUCUAGUUUGUAUCAAUGCUGAAAAUCAUUUUGAUCUUCUCUGUGAUCUACUCAUCAAAGAUGACAUAUGUUCUUUGCUCCCAAUGGAAUUUCGUAAGAUCCUGAGCCUUGCAACACCAUCGAAAUUUUCCUUUGGGGGAGUAUCCAAGGAGGUCGAUUACAGCAAAUUAUCUAAAUUAUUUGCGGAGGUGCUUAAGAUCAUUGAGAAUCCUCUGGUGAUUCUGUAUAUAGGUAAAAAUCGCCCAACCUUUUCCUGUGUUAAUGCUGUAUUCAUAGACAUGGAGUUGAUUCUGUGCAGACAAGAUGUAUUGAAUAUACUUUACCCUGAGAGAAUAGAAUGUUUACAGCAAGAUGCCGUUGAAUUGGAGAUUGAACACCUAAAGGUUCCUUCAUGCAAUAUUGAGAAUGUUAUUCACUGUUCUCAACCUUCCAGUUCAUUUAUUGAAGAGGAACAGUUCAUGGAGAAUGAGCAUGAACAUGUUAGUGAUUUGCAAGGGGGUUACAGGAUGGUUUGGCGCGCAUAUGGCAGUUUAGCAAUGGAUCCAUUUGCAUUGAAGUUUAAUGUAGAGUUGCUUAACCGUGUUCUUGAUGCUGCAAUUGCCAAAUUGAAUCUGAAUGCAUCUUCUGAUGCCGAAGAUCGUAGCUUCGUUACUGAAACAGAAAUCAUGCUUGCUGAAUUAAAUGAACUCUUAAUUGCCUUCAGAGUUUCUUGUCCGAGAGAGGAGAAUAUCCAGCCCAUCCUUUCAAGAUUCGGCGAACUUAUUAGAAAGUGUCCAACGAUGGAGACAAGAUUGAGACAACUGUCAGCUCCUUUUUUCGCAACGCUUAUAGCUCCAAAUACUGUUAUCAGAUCUUUUCCGGCCAGUGUAUCAUCGAAGGCUAAAUACAGCAAGAAGAAGGAAAAAUCAAGAUUAGAAAAGGAUAAGAAGGAAACAAAUGCAACAGGCUGACUGCAGGACAGGUUUUUUGGUGCAUUGGGUCUGAGAGCCAUUGCAGGUGCUGCCUGGUUUGCAGUUUGUCAUAUAAAUAAAAUUUACGUUGCAUCCUUGAGCAGUCAACACAUACAAAAUAUAGACGCAGAGUCUUUCACAAAACCUUGGUUAGAACAUGCACUAUGGAUAGCAAGAGAAACCCAAUUUGUGCAAGUUUACGGGUAAGCCCACUCAGAAUUUCAGGUCAUAAAUAGACAUUUGCUGCCCAACAAAGACUUGAAAAUCUGAAAGUUCCCGGUAUGGGAGGAAACUCAUCCGUUAUUAAAAGUAGGAAUUACCUAUAGAUCCUAUUAUAGUGUUAUUAGUUAGUGGCAGGUCCACCCACUAAAGCCCAAUAACCAGAGGUCCAUGAUUAAAAGAAAGAAGAAAAAUGGACCCAAUUUUUUAUCACUUGGUCCUGUACACGUGCGAAACUAGGAAAAUAUUUUCGAUAAAUGUCUGGAUUACUUUUCGUAUAUAAUAAUGAUAAGACUAAAUUAGAAGAAGAGAUUUUCAUUUUUAUUUUCAUUUUCUCUUACCACGACUCCAGCUCUGCGUUGAAGAUCGAAGAAACUCCAUUUGAAAGCAUCACCGACGAGUUUUAUUGAAUGAAUCAUCAAUAAAAUCCAACAAACAAGAUAAGGACUUUGUCGUUGGAUUCAUGCUUUGUUCUUAUUCGGAUCUAGAGACUAACAUAAUUCAGUGGAUAUAGGUCGAAGGAGAACGAUUUGUCUGUUGGUAUUUUAGUUCGGGUUAGGUGUAGGAAUGGAUCGUGGUGGCCGUGGCGUAUAAUGGGAUUUCCUGAAUUUCCUGAUGGUCACUGAAGGAUCAAACUCCGGUGAAAUUCUUGGGACGAUAUAAUGCAAACAUUUGGUCACUUAGCAGGGGGCUCAACAAGACGUGCUAGUUGAUAUGGUUGCAUAAAGUCAUUCUUACAAGCAGAGAUUGGUACACCUUAUCAACACAACUACGCAUUUUGGAGUCAUGUUACAUGAAAGAAGAGGAGAAGAGGCAUAAUUCAUCAUUUUGGGUACGCUAGGUGCUAAUGGAUUUGAAGCCAAGGCAGUCACACUUAUUAAUCGGGGUAGUCACCUGCUGUGAUAAGGUCCAGUCUUAUACGCAGCAACAACAAAGCUAUGUCCUAAUACACUCAGACCAGUUCCGCUCAUUUCAUAUCAGUCUACAACCAAAAUACGAAGAGCUGCUGCCAAGAGUUUACCGUUGUCCAACAAAGUCGACCAGCAACUAGUCACGGUUCUUGUGGUCGUGUUUGAGGAGGAAAGGCGUGAUCCAGAAGCUCAGAACAACACGACAGAGUGAGAUAUUAAUACCGAGAAACCAGUUGGGAAAGAGUUGUUGUCUGUCAUUGAUUGGAAUGAAGAUCAAGGGACAUCAGGACUGGGAUCUCGAAGCUGAGAAGGAAAUAAAGAUUGGGUAUUCAAUUUUGGAGAGUUUGGUUUGAUUUUGAAGUCGUUUUGCUGCCAAGAGAAGGCAGUGAAGAGAAGACAAGUUGCUGCCGUUAUGAUGAUAAGUGAUGAUGAAUGUUUCUGAGUUUUGAAUGAAUUAGAAAUGUGGAUGCUUGUGUAAUUUAAUUAUUGUCGCAGGGAAGGAUAUUGAAAGAGCUUAGGAUUCAACAUCAAGCUCAGAACUGUAUAUAAGCAAACUGCACACAGGUUGUUUGUAGAAAGGCCGGAAAGAGCAUUUCUUCACAGUUUCAAGAUCAGCUGCGACCAGCUUAGUAUGUCAGAUGUAGGAGAUGUUAAAAAUGCAGACAAGGGAUUGUGCAACCAGUAUUCACAAAUCCAAGUAAGUCUUUUGCAGUUAUCAGCCAUGGUUACAUUGGUUGUACAAGGGUUCGACCAGACUUUCGACAAGAGUUUGAGGCGAGUAAUCAGUGAAGAGGGCAAAAGUUCUGCCCAAGUAUUGUGUAGCUGCUAGUCUUGGAUCGAGGCUGUGCACAAGGGCUGUCUGGCAAAGGCAAAAGCUUGAUUUAGAACUUGAGAUAAACAUGGAAACAUUGGUCGAAUAUUCAAAGAUUGGGUUUGUAAAACUUGGACGAAAAACCAGUUAAGAGAGUGAAGCUUCUUGCCGUUGAUUUUGAUAGUUAACAGUGCAUAAGAUAUGUACUCGAAUUUAUAAGUAUAUAAGAUAUGUGUACUCAAAUUUGUAAGUAGUGCAGUGAAUAUGUACUCAAUAUAAUAAGGGUGUAGACACGCACACAUUUGGUAG
Molecule: messenger RNA, 9214 nt
Organism: Papaver somniferum (opium poppy)
Lineage: Eukaryota; Viridiplantae; Streptophyta; Magnoliopsida; Ranunculales; Papaveraceae
Exons: 17
Coding region: 14-6964 (2316 amino acids)
Molecular function (GO): helicase activity; hydrolase activity; ATP binding
Source: RefSeq, a predicted model, not a curated record